GAAUAUCAACCGGCCGGCCAUAUAUCAAACUUAAUUAACAUAUUUUAAUUAUACGUUUACAUUGAUUAAUAAUGGCAGACGAUCUUAUCAGAGUACUCAUAACUCAAGCUACUUCCAUCUUGAUACAACAUGUUCAACAUGAGUUCACACAACUUAUUAAUGUCCAACAAGAUUUUGAAACCCUCAUCACCACACUCGAGUCCAUUCGAGCCAUCAUCAUCGAUGCAGAGAUGAAGGAGAUUCAGAAUCCAAGUGUCAAAAUCUGGGUCAAAAACCUUAAACUCGUGUCAUACGAAAUCGAUGACACGUUGACUGACUGGGCUAUAGCUGCUCGUGAAGUCAACGGUAACACGUCAAAGUCUAAUCUACGCACCAGGUUAUGUUUAGCAUUUGUUUUUCCUUGUGUUUCAUCUAACCAAGUUGCCCCCCUUAGAAAAUUAGCUAAAAAAAUUAGACGUAUAAAUCAAACAUUAGUUUCCGUUGACAAUCAAAAGAAUGCUUUCGGGUUUGCUCCUACUGACCCAGUUGAUGAUGAAGGGUUUGGAAACGGAACCACUUGUUGUAUCGUUGAACCGUCAACGGUCAUCGGAAGAGAUGAUGAAAAGGAUCAUCUUUUGAGCAAGUUGUUAACAAACGAGGAGAGUAGUAGUCCCCCAAUUGUGUUUAUUUGGGGGAUGGGUGGCAUUGGGAAGACUACUCUGGCUCAAUUGAUAUUUAACUCUGUUGAUGUACAAACACAUUUUAAGAUCAAAAAGUGGGUCCCUGUGGGGCGAACUUCUGAUGUAACAAGAAUUGCAAAGGCCAUUGUGGAAGGAGUCGGGCCCAAUGGAUUGCCACUUGAGAAUGUUCGUGAUUUUGUAAACCAAAAGAAGUACCUGUUGGUGCUAGAUAAUGUAUGGGAAGAAGAUGUUAACUUUUGGAAGCCGUUAUUUGCUGCCCUUAAUGGAGGUGCACCUGGUAGCAAGAUCUUGAUCACGAGCCGAAAUGAGGGAGUUGGAAAGACGAUCAAUGCUAUCAGAUUGUUUUCACUUCCCUCACAAGAGAACCAAACGGAAACAGCCAUAUUUAUGCACCAUUUGGGAAAGUUAUCUGAUGAAAACACCUGGACCAUAUUUAGAGGGUUUGCAUUCGCAGGAAAGAGUAGCGAGUUCAAAGAAAGUUUAGAGGAUAUAGGGAGGAAGAUAUCAGAUAAGUGCAAGGGUUUGCCUCUGGCUGCAGAGACUGUUGGGAGUUUCAUGGUCUUAAAAGACACAAAAGACGAGUGGGAACAUGUUUUAAAUGAAAACAUUUGGCAGUUGGAGGAGCCAGAAGCACGUGUUUCUAACCCUUUGUUGUUGAGCUACUACGCGUUGCCAUCGCCCAUGAAACGAUGCUUUUGCUAUUGUGCUAACUUUCCUAAAGAUACAAGAAUAGACGCGGUUAACUUGAUUCAAAUCUGGAUGGCCCAAGGCUAUCUCGGCUCAGAUGGAAACAGUGAGGUGGAACUAACAGGCCGUAGGUACUUGAAUAGUUUGGUUAGGCGGUCUCUCUUCCAAGAUCCAGAAAGAAGCAAGGACGAUGGCACUGUUGUAAGUUUUAAAAUGCACGACAUGGUUCAUGAUGUUGCCAGCUAUCUGAUGGAAAACGAGUGUUUGUUGGUAACGGGAUCGCACCAUGAAGCAGAAGAUAGGAGGACGUACCAUCAUCUCACCAUCACACAUGAAGACGAGGGCACAUUUCCUAUUCCUACUAAAAGCCCAGAAGCACUUUACACAUUUUCAAUCCAAUCUUUCCAUGAUUGUCCACAGAUUAUUGUUCAUCAAGACUGUGUUUCGCUUCCACCAAAAAUUUUCAACCACUUCAAGUAUCUAAAAACAUUAGAUAUGAGUCGUAAUAUGCUCUUAACGAUUCCAGAUGAUAUAGAGAAGUUGAAAAACCUGUGCUACCUUAACUUAUCUUAUAACCCAUUGUCCAUAUUGCCCGAAACAGUUUGCAACUUGCUAAAUUUGCAAACUUUAAAGCUUGUUGCAUGUCAUCAUCUAACAGAACUACCUCAUAGCAUAGGCAAGCUCGAGAAACUGAGACAUCUUGAUAUUGAUCAAGCAAACAGGCUAGUAACUCUGCCAAAAGGUGUAGGAAAGUUAACCUCCCUUCGGACACUGAGCCAGUUUCUAAUAGGAACGGAAGAUGCAUCGUGUAGUCUUGGUGAUCUAAAACACUUGAAUCAUCUUCGAGGUCGUCUUGAAAUAGCAGGCUUGAAUCAGGCAAAUGUAAGUGAGGCUAAGGAAGCCGAACUAGAAAAGAAGGAACACCUUGUUGAUCUGCAUAUUAACUGCUCAUUAGCAUCAGGUGUGAUAGAUGUUCUCCAGCUGAACACAAACUUGGUUGCUUUACAUAUAGAUCAGUAUGGUGGCGAACGGUUUCCCAGUUGGCUAGCUUUCUUAACCAACCUAAAGAAACUUCGGCUCCAGGAAUGGGCUAAUUGCAUCGGUUUGCCACCUUUGGGGAAACUGCCGUCGCUCAAGAUACUCCAUAUUGAAGGUUUUAAGGCUCUUACACAUGUGGGUUCUGAGUUUCUUGGAGUAGAAACUGAACCAAGAAUAGGAGAAGCAUCAACAUCAUCUAUAAUUGCAUUCCCAAAGUUGGAGAAACUCAAGUUCUCACAAAUGGAGAAGUGGGAGAAGUGGAAUAUGAUGAAGGACAUAAAGGCCAUGCCAUGUCUUCAUUACUUGAAACUUUCACACUGCAAAACUUUACAGUCAUUGCCAUUGCAGGUUAUAGGCUUACCAAUCAAGAAACUGCGCAUUCGCAGUUGUGUCAUCUUGAAGCAACGAUACCAAAAAGAGACGGGAAAGGAAAGGGAAACGGUAUCACACAUCCCAAAUGUAAGGAUCCUCUAACGGUCAUUGAUGAUGCUGAUUUGUUCCGAUGUCACGUAAAAUGGGGAGGAGCCCUUUGAUCAACCUUUGACAUGAGCAUAUGUACCAAUAUAGCUGAUUAGAAGUAUGGUAAAAGGUACAUAAAUGUGUGAAUAGUGGUGUAAAGAGUUAAAAGUUCUAUUUCCUGUUACAUAAUGUAUACCGCAUGUUUAUUCAGUUAGCUAUGAUGGUGUCUGUAGUUCCCAAAAACAUGUUUAGACGUGUCAGUCAGUCUAUUUGUACAUAAAUUUAUGGUACCAAUAUGAAUUUUAAUUCUCAUUGUUGCAAGAAAGAAUACAUCUGAACUUCAUGAAAUACAAACAGAUUAAAUAA
Molecule: messenger RNA, 3230 nt
Organism: Erigeron canadensis
Lineage: Eukaryota; Viridiplantae; Streptophyta; Magnoliopsida; Asterales; Asteraceae
Product: putative disease resistance protein RGA3
Exons: 1
Coding region: 72-2879 (935 amino acids)
Biological process (GO): defense response to other organism
Molecular function (GO): protein binding; ADP binding
Source: RefSeq, a predicted model, not a curated record